GAUUCACACCAUCCAUCAUAUUCCCCAAACUCCUCUCUUCUAUCCACUCCCACAACUGCUCCCUUAAUUCAAAAGGAAUUGAAGCAUCUUGCCGAAGGGACAACGUCGUUUUCGUGGAAUAUAGUAAUCAACAACAUUAAUUAACUCGAAACAACAAAAAACAAAAAAAAAAAAACAAAAAAAUGUGGAGGCUUAGAAUUGCAGAAGAGGGUGGAAAUGAUGAGGCGUACUUGUAUAGCACCAACAAGUACGUGGGGCGGCAAACAUGGGAGUUCGACCCUAACGCCGGAACGGCGGAAGAACGGGCUGAGAUCGAAGCGGCCCGCCGUGAGUUCUGGAACAACCGCUACAUGGUUAAGCCAAGCGGUGAUCUUCUUUGGCGAAAUCAGUUCCUGCGAGAGAAGAAUUUCAAGCAGACAAUCCCACCAGUGAAGGUGGAAGAUGGAGAAGAAAUCACCCAUGAAACGGCCACUGCUGCACUGAGAAGAGCAGUUCAUUUCUUCUCAGCCUUGCAAGCCAGUGAUGGUCACUGGCCUGCCGAAAAUGCCGGUCCCCUGUUCUUUCUUCCACCUCUGGUUAUGUGCGUGUACAUCACCGGUCACCUUAAUACUGUUUUCCCGGCAGAACACCGCAGAGAAAUUCUUCGAUACAUAUACUGUCACCAGAAUGAAGAUGGUGGGUGGGGAUUUCACAUAGAAGGUCACAGCACUAUGUUCUGUACUGCACUGAGCUACAUCUGUAUGCGUAUUCUUGGAGAACGGCCGGAUGGGGGUGAGAACAAUGCCUGUGCUAGAGCAAGGAAAUGGAUUCUUGAUCAUGGUACUGUUAAAGCCAUUCCUUCCUGGGGAAAGACUUGGCUCUCGAUUCUCGGAGUAUUUGACUGGUCAGGGAGUAACCCAAUGCCUCCUGAAUUUUGGCUCCUUCCUUCUUUUCUUCCUAUGCAUCCAGCAAAAAUGUGGUGUUACUGCCGAAUGGUUUACAUGCCCAUGUCUUAUCUCUAUGGUAAGAGAUUUGUAGGGCCAAUUACACCUCUGAUUUUACAAUUGAGGGAAGAGCUUUAUGAUGAGCCAUACGAGCAAAUCAAUUGGAGGAAAAUAUGCCAUUUGUGUGCAAAGGAGGAUCUCUACUAUCCUCAUCCCUUGAUACAAGACUUAAUCUGGGAUAGUUGUUAUGUACUCGCUGAGCCUUUACUGACUCGCUGGCCUUUCAACAAGUUGAGACAAAAAGCUCUCGAAGUUACCAUGAAACACAUACAUUAUGAAGAUGAGAACAGUCGAUAUAUCACAAUUGGGUGUGUGGAAAAGGUUUUGUGUAUGCUUGCUUGUUGGGCUGAGGAUCCAAAUGGUGACUAUUUCAAAAAGCAUCUUGCUAGGAUCCCUGAUUACCUAUGGGUUGCUGAAGAUGGAAUGAAAAUGCAGAGCUUUGGCAGUCAGCAGUGGGAUACUGGUUUUGCCAUCCAAGCACUAUUAGCUAGUGACAUGACUGAUGAAAUAGAAGAUACUCUUCAAAGAGGACAUGAUUUCAUUAAAAAAUCUCAGGUCAAGGAUAAUCCUUCUGGUGAUUUCAAGGGCAUGUAUAGGCACAUUUCUAAAGGAUCAUGGACAUUUUCAGAUCAAGAUCAUGGAUGGCAAGUUUCUGAUUGCACUGCUGAAGGAUUAAAGUGUUGCCUUAUCUUCUCUACAAUGCCUGCUGAAAUUUUUGGUGAGCAAUUGGAGCCUGAGCGAUUAUAUGAUGCGGUUAAUGUAUUGCUUUCCUUACAGAGCAAAAACGGUGGUUUAGCCGCAUGGGAGCCUGCUGGAGCCUCAGACUGGUUGGAGCUACUCAAUCCAACAGAAUUCUUCGCUGACAUUGUUAUUGAGCAUGAGUAUGUUGAGUGCACUGGUUCAUCAAUUCAAGCCCUUAUCCUUUUCAAAAAAUUAUACCCUGGACACCGAACAAAGGAGAUAGACAAUUUCAUCACCAAUGCUGCGAAAUACCUUGAAAAUGAUCAAAAGCCUGAUGGUUCAUGGUAUGGAAAUUGGGGUGUAUGCUUCACAUAUGGCUCAUGGUUUGCCCUUGGAGGCCUAGCAGCAGCAGGCAAAACAUAUAACAAUUGUGCAGCUGUUCGUAAAGGUGUUGAUUUUCUGCUAAGAACACAGAGGGAUGAUGGUGGUUGGGGAGAAAGCUAUCGUUCUUGUCCCGACAAGGUGUAUCGACAGCUUGAAGGAAACCGCUCAAAUUUGGUGCAAACUGCUUGGGCUAUGAUGGGGCUGAUUCAUUCUGGCCAGGCGGAUAGAGAUCCAAGGCCACUCCACCGAGCAGCAAAGCUUUUAAUAAACUCUCAGAUGGAAAAUGGCGACUUUCCUCAGCAGGAAAUUACUGGAGUUUUCAUGAAGAACUGCAUGUUGCACUAUGCGGCAUAUAGAAAUAUCUAUCCUUUGUGGGGUUUGGCAGAGUACAGAAAGAGGGUGCCUUUACCAUCAUAAACCAUUUUUCAAUUCAAUUCCACCUCUUUCAACAUCAUCAGAUAAGGAAUCUGCAGUGUUGUUUGUUGUAUAACCAGUCAUGUUCUUUACCUUAUACCAUAUACUCCGUAUCUAUUAUGUUGUUUGUAAUAUAUAAGUUGUCUAAGAAAAAAUAGAGGGCCAUAGCUUAGCUACCAAUGCAAGUUUGUAUUCAAAUAUGUGAAUAAAAGGUAAUCCAUUUACUCUUUCAUUUCU
Messenger RNA from Ipomoea nil (Japanese morning glory), 2699 nucleotides. Its product is annotated as beta-amyrin synthase. The coding region runs from base 183 to 2465 and encodes 760 amino acids. Gene Ontology annotation, cellular component: lipid droplet. Gene Ontology annotation, biological process: triterpenoid biosynthetic process. The record is from RefSeq and is a predicted model, not a curated record. Lineage: Eukaryota; Viridiplantae; Streptophyta; Magnoliopsida; Solanales; Convolvulaceae. Gene Ontology annotation, molecular function: beta-amyrin synthase activity. The transcript has 19 exons.